AUGUCAUAUUCUGAGGCACGACCAAGGAGUGUCGCCGAGGAACGGGCGAGCGACCACACAGUGGGUGCGUUCCUAGGGCAACUUCCCAGCGACACGCCUGUGUACUGCUACAACGAGCAAUACGCGCUAGACAGUCUCUUCCCCCCUCCACCUUUGAUUGAAGACUUCACCGUUGUUGUGAAAAGCUUUCCACCGACCAAGCUCAACGACAUCGACGUCAAUCUUGUGGCAAAAACUGAGUAUUCGACAAUACUUCACGUCAUCAUUAUUACAAUGCCGAGUCAACCCCGUGAAGAAGCGGUCCAUGGUUUUGAGGGCCUACUUUCCAUUCUGGCCCACAACAUGGGUGUUUUUCGAAAAAUCUCUAAACUUGGAUCCACUCGGAUUACUUUGCCUGACCGCAAGAAGCAGGCUGAUUGUUCGUGGAAGCCAGCAUUUCAAGCAAGACAGUUUCCCACGGUAGCACUAGAAGCUGGGUAUACCGAGACAGCAGCGAAGUUGCAAAGGGAUAUGGAACGAUGGAUCCACGACUCCAGAGGUCAAGUCAAAAUGGGGAUCACCAUUUACAUCAAACGAGGAUCCGAUAACAUCGAAAUUAAAUCGUGGGCCCCAACGUCACCACAGCCUACACUCGAUGUUUAUAUCGCCGCUCAUAAACGGCAAGUUGUGGACAGACGUGUCAACCAACAGCCGACUCUACAAGUUACGCAAAGAAUCCUGAUAAAUAGAGGAGCAAAUGGAAAUCAUAGCAUCGAGGGAGGGGGUUUGAUAAUCCCGUUUGAGACACUACUGUUAGCUCAACCUGGGCAAGGCGAAGGGGACUUCAUUUUCACCACAGAGAUGUUACUAGAUGAGUGGGCAGUGCUUAUAUGGGCUGGAAUUGACGAAGUAAAAAUGGCUAAGGCAAGAAGUCAUUAG
Molecule: messenger RNA, 918 nt
Organism: Talaromyces rugulosus
Lineage: Eukaryota; Fungi; Ascomycota; Eurotiomycetes; Eurotiales; Trichocomaceae
Exons: 1
Coding region: 1-918 (305 amino acids)
Source: RefSeq, a predicted model, not a curated record